Messenger RNA from Enterobius vermicularis (human pinworm), 324 nucleotides. The record is from the annotation of a GenBank genome assembly. Lineage: Eukaryota; Metazoa; Nematoda; Chromadorea; Rhabditida; Oxyuridae.
UGUGGUGGCAGCGGCGGUGGUGGUGGUGGCGGCGGUGGCGACAAUGGUGGCGGAGGUGAUGGCGAUAGCGAUGCUGGGAACGCAGAUAAUCAUCGCCGUCGUCGUCUUCUCCACUAUCAACUACAACCUUCCAAAAUCGAUCACUAUUGUUGGUUUCAAUCUGAAGAACUGAACAGCAAUUUGGUGAACACAAAUUUCACCAACACUUUUUUAACGCUGUUUCUGAUAUUCUAUUUAAGCAGUUGUUUACCAUUUGCUAUGGCAUUAGAACGUUACAGCAACAGUCUUGAAGAUGUCAAAUAUCGAUGUCAACAAGGUAAGUAA